Molecule: messenger RNA, 645 nt
Organism: Camellia sinensis
Lineage: Eukaryota; Viridiplantae; Streptophyta; Magnoliopsida; Ericales; Theaceae
Gene: LSM2
Product: Small nuclear ribonucleoprotein family protein
Biological process (GO): mRNA splicing, via spliceosome
Cellular component (GO): Lsm1-7-Pat1 complex; catalytic step 2 spliceosome; U6 snRNP
Molecular function (GO): RNA binding
Source: RefSeq, a predicted model, not a curated record
AACAAAUUCCCGGUAACCAAACACAACGUCAAGUAGGGUGGCUUUGGAACGUAUUUCCAGCGUCCCAAACAAGAACACACAUUCAUGUCAAGCAGCUAGAAAGUUGGAGUACACAGAGAAGAAAGCAGAACGAAAAGAGAAUUUUCCCGGAAACAUGUUGUUUUUCUCGUAUUUUAAGGACCUAGUGGGCAGAGAAGUGACAGUGGAACUGAAGAACGAUCUAGCCAUUCGGGGCACUCUGCAUUCGGUUGAUCAGUAUCUCAACAUUAAGCUUGAGAACACCAGGGUUGUGGAUCAGGACAAGUAUCCCCACAUGCUCUCAGUGAGGAACUGUUUCAUCAGAGGAUCAGUGGUUAGGUACGUUCAGUUACCACCAGAUGGAGUUGACAUUGAACUGCUUCAUGAUGCUACAAGAAGAGAAGCUCGUGGUGGCUGAAAUUCAAUAGUGACGAUUCAGUGUAUUUUAUGACUAUUCUGACUUUGGCUGUAUUAGUUUUCUGGUUCUGAAUGUAGCUUACUUUUGGCAUUCCAAUGCCUCAAAAUAUUUGAAAUAGAUACUCUUGAGCUGUAUUACAGAAAAUUAGAUUUCCAUUAUUAUAAAUUUAUGUGAAGUUUUCCAACUUCAUCACUACCAAUUCAGUUGUU